This is a messenger RNA of Chara braunii, 1373 nucleotides long. The record is from the annotation of a GenBank genome assembly. NCBI's taxonomy places the organism in Eukaryota, Viridiplantae, Streptophyta, Charophyceae, Charales, Characeae.
AGCUCGCUUGCUCGCUCACAAGCCCGCUCACCAGCCCGCUCGCUAUCGUUGCACAGCGAAUCUCGAAGAGUACAGGAUUCAAUCGGUUGAAUUCACUGACUGACGGAUUGAUUGAUCGAUCGAUCGAGCAGCAUUGGUCCGUGUAUGAUCCGGCUGCUUUAAAGUGAUCCAAGAACUCGUACGGUAUGUGGGCAGUCGUCUGCCGCAGCGGUAUGAAGCUAGGGAGUCAACGUGUUCUUGCAGACGGAGAGUGCCGAAAGAGGAGAAAGGCGUGCUCGGCGGGCUCGCUGACUCUUACCGCGGAGGGGCGCGGGGCGGCGGGCUCUGUGACUCUUCCCACGAAGGGGAGCGGGGCGGCGGCUGUCCUCGUCAUCCUUGUGUGUCUGCUUCCGGCGCUCGUUAACUCUGACGGCGAUGCAAUUCAGAGGUGCUCUCGCUCGGACCAAUGUGCGCACAUGCCUUGGAAUGACGGCGAUUGGUCAAUACCCAAAGCGGAGCUCAAGCUGCCGACGAGUGAGAGGAGCAAGUUGGUCAAAGCAGAAUGCUGCAGCGGGACGUGCAUCAAUUUGGCAAUGGACAAUCGACACUGUGGCGGAUGCGGGAGAGCCUGCGCCUCAGGCUGCUGUUUCUUUGGAUCUUGUGUACCUUGUUCGGGUGGGGUAGAGAGGACGGUGGUCUUGGAUCCGCCAAUUGCCGAGAAGCAGGCCGAAGGAGAGGAAGGGGGGGAGCGAUGGCCAUCGCCAUUGGAUGGCUCGAAAGGUGAGAAGGGAGGAGCGACGAGCCGCCCACCAGUCACCCCCUCGGUUAUGGAUUCUUCUACGGACGGCAAACCGGAGACUGGGCGAGCAUCGAGAUCGACGAAGAAGCGUAAAUCCAGGUCCAAAUUGGCGGCAAAACGCAAGUCGCGGUCCUCAGCGAAACGGAAGUUUCGACGGAAGUCGAGACCCACCAAAAAGAAGGUGCGGGUUGCCUCCGCCUGCCUCCGCCUCAACUGCGACAGAAAGGGACUUACCUGCUGCGGCGCCCGCUGCGUCAACAAAGCUUUCAACAGGUUCAACUGCGGGGCCUGCAGGAGGGUCUGCGCGAGAGGGAACUGCUGCUUCAGGGGGAGGUGCAUCUCGUGUUCUUCUUGUCGUUUCCAGCGCAAUUGGUGCGGAAAGCGUUGGGAGACGUGUUGCGGAGAUCGAUGUGUCAACCUCAGGAGUGACCAGAAGAACUGCGGCCGCUGCGGAUUCGCCUGUCCAGGUGGGCAGCUCUGCAUCGCCGGAAGCUGCAACUAUUAGCCAACAACGAACGGGAGUAGUGAGGAAGGUCCUGCGGCGAGAGGGUGGUCUUGAAUUACAUGAAUGAGUAAAUGAAUAGUCUCGUCGGCU